Molecule: messenger RNA, 2625 nt
Organism: Colletotrichum orchidophilum
Lineage: Eukaryota; Fungi; Ascomycota; Sordariomycetes; Glomerellales; Glomerellaceae
Exons: 2
Coding region: 1-2625 (874 amino acids)
Biological process (GO): retrograde transport, endosome to Golgi
Cellular component (GO): GARP complex
Source: RefSeq, a predicted model, not a curated record
AUGCAGCAAGAUGUCCCGUCGAAACCCGUCAGAACACGAUUUCUCAUUGCAAACCAAGUCCACACGGUCUUUCAGUAUGAACGGGACAUCAAUUGGCGGGAAAACAUCCCUCGAUGCCGGUACCAAUUCCACUCCCACUCGGCGCAGCUCGCAACUGACCCUGAGGCAGCCGACUACGAUCCCAUCGACCACCUAAAUCACCUCUUUCCGCACCCGUCAACCGUAACCUCAAUAAGCCACGUUUCCGAUACACUGCAAACCCACAAGAAUGAUCUUGCCGUCGAAAUUUCCGACCUCGAGGUCGCCCAGGCCUACGGACCCGAUUCGAGCCUCGAGCGCAUGCAGUCUGCCCAAGCCGAGCUCGCCCAGCUCUUCCGUAAGAUCGAGACUGUACGAUCGCGAGCGAUCCAGACCGAGCAGAACAUCACUUCGAUGACGGCCGAUAUCAAACGACUUGACGGCACGAAACGGAACCUCACCCUGAGCAUGACGGCUCUCAAGCGGCUUCAGAUGUUGACGACGGCAUACGAACAGCUGAGAGGCUUGGCCAAGACGAGACAAUACAGGGACUGUGCGAGCCUAUUGCAAGCUGUGCUGCAACUUAUGAAACACUUCAACAGCUACAGGAGUAUUGAACAGAUCGCCACGCUGAGCAGGGGUGUCUCAGAAUUGCAGCGGGAAUUGCUGGAACAGGUCUGCGAAGACUUUGAGAUCGCAUUUGCAAAGGGAGAGGUCACGCAGCGCAGGGGAACACUGGUGGAGGCCUGUCUGGUCAUGGACGCCUUAGGCGACAUGGCCAGGACGCGAUUGAUGAACUGGUACGUCAACACAGAACUGCGCGAGUAUCGCCAGGUGUUCAGGGGCAACGACGAGGCCGGGAACCUGGACAACAUCGGCCGCAGGUAUGCGUGGUUCAAACGCAUGCUCAAAACCCACGAGGACGAGCACGCCGCCAUCUUCCCUCCCCACUGGCGUGCGAACGAGCUACUGGCCAUGGCUUUCUGCGACGGCACUCGAGACGACUUCAAGGGUAUUCUCGAGAGAAGUAUGCGUAAGACGGAUGGGCAAAAGAUUGACGUCAACCUUCUCCUGAGCUGUUUACAGGAAACUUUGGACUUUGAGCACGGUCUUGAGAGGCGCUUUGCCAACGAACCGCGCGCCAGCAUCGACACACUGAGCUCAUCCGAUGACAGAGCAUCAAAUUUCCACGGUUCUAUAUCGACUGCCUUUGAGCCGUACCUGAGUUUGUGGGUGGAGUCGCAAGACAAGCAACUUGCUGCAAUGAUACCAAAAUACCGGAACCAACCUCUGCUGCCGGAAGACGAUGAAUUUUCCACGCAAGCCGUCAUUUCCUCAGCUAUUGAGCUUUUCCACUUUUACAAACUCACACUAUCGCAAUGCGCCAAAUUGUCUACGAGCGACAGGUUGUUGGACCUUUCCAAAACGCUGGCAAAAUACCUUGACGAAUAUGCACAGCAAGUCCUUUUGCAUAUCCUGCAAAGGGCUGGACCUCAAGGUCCGCCUGUUCAAGAUGUCAUUUUGGUGUUGAACACGGCAGAUUUCUGGUCUACAAAUACUACCCAGUUGGAGGAAAAUAUCAAAAAACGCAUCGACAAUGAGCUUGUUGGAAAAGUCGACCUGUCAUCACAGGCUGACGCCUUCCUUGGUGUGGCCAGCGCUGCUGUGCUGACACUCGUACGCAAUGUCGAGAUCGCCUGCGAGGGAUCUUGGCGUGAGAUGCGCAACACAGGCUGGAGCACCAUGGAGACUGUGGGCGAUCAAAGCUCAUACGUUGGCGAGCUUCUUUCUUCUGUGAAUGGCAAAGCCGAGGAGAUCCUAGGCCUUGUGGUCAAACAGCAGUACGCUAGAGCAUUUUGCGAUAACCUAGUGGACCAUCUCGUGAACGCCUACAUUAGCAACAUUGUACAAUGCCGUCCGGUUUCCGAGGUCGGCGCUGAACAGAUGUUGCUUGACAAGUACGUUUUGACCAAAGCAUUCGAGAACCUCUUGUCGUAUCACAACAAGUCAUCGUCAACACCGCACACAGCACCGGCGGGCUAUGUAAAGCGAGUGAACCAGACAAUGAACCGUAUAGACCCUCUCCUCAAGACAUUACAAGUCCGCCCUUCGCCGCCAGAGGGCUUGGUCCAAGCAUACCUGAUCCACAUCGCCGAUCGCUCCGACACCAACUUUAGAAAGAUUCUCGACCUAAAGGGCGUCCGCAAGGCCGAUCAGGGCCACCUUGUGGAAUUAUUCGGCAUCCACCGCGAGGGCAACCUCAGCGACAAGCUCGUCCAGCAAUCUCCGCUGCUGACGCCGUUGAUGGCGACCACGGGGCUCAGCAGUUCCGGCCUCGGGGCCAUCAACGCGAGCACCGCUCUUACGAGCGCCAGCAGCGCUAUGCCCGGGCUACCGAGCAAGUUUGACGCAACCUCGUUGGGCGAGAAGCUUCUGAGCGCGGCGAGGGACCUGGGACAGGGAACCGGUCCGGGGGGCAUCGCGGGUACGGAGAAGGCGACCAUGAACGAGAACCUCAAGAACUUUGGCAAGUUCUUCCGGAGGGACCUUGGAGGGUUUGGCGCGAGGUUUGGAAAGAGAGAUGAAAGUGCUGAUGGACACCGGUGA